UCUUUCCUCUUCCCUGCAUUUUUACCCCCAUGGACGAUUUACCUCCAGAGCUCGUGGUGAAAAUCCUGAACCGACUCAACGAUUCCGAAGACCUAGCUCGAUCCCGCGUCGCGUCCAAGAGACUCAACUCCCUUUGGAGGGAAGUCCGCGCCGUGAACCUCGUCUGCACUCUGCCACGGUACUCCAAAUCGCGUUCGAUCGCCGUCACGCCGUUCAAGACGAUCUUCAAGAACCUGGUCGAAGAUUCUCGAAAUGUCAGGUCCGUAUCGAUCGGGGUCGAUAAGGCGCUCAGCGGGAUGUCGUUCGACGACUUGGCUGAAGAGGAUUCCGACGAAUUGUACCUGACGGAUGUCGAAUUCGUGCGGGCGUGGCUGCCUAGGGUUCGUGAUGAUCUGGAGACGUUGUCGAUUUCGGAUUUUUGGAUUCAGUCUUGCUGGAGAAGGUCGGAUGUUUUGGCGCUCAUUUCUUCAAAUUGUAGUAAGUUAGUCAAACUGGAGGUGAGGAAUGCUUGGCUCUCAGUUGUUGGUCUAACUCAGAUGCCUAACCUCAGACAUUUGACCCUAGAGUUCAUCAGACUCGACGAUGAGAAUCUAGAGAUGGUUAAUGACUGUUUCCCUUUUCUUCAAGUCCUGAAUUUGAUCGGUGUUGGUGGACUUAAGGAACCGCGGAUCCAUUUACUGCACCUAAAGAGUUGCCACUGGACAGUGUCGAAUGCACCACUUUCAUUGGCUAUCCUCGCGCCGAACCUCCUUGAGCUCAGGCUGAAAUGCAACAAACCCAAGUCUCUCGUCUUGGAAACACCCAAGUUGGUGAAGUUCUGUCUUUCUGUAGAAGACGCUGAAGGUGUUAGUUUCUCAGAGCUUGGAGAAUUGGAUACGUUAGAGGUUGUAUCUCCUGAUAUGUACAGGCUAAUCAGAAACACCCGUUUUGGCAACAAGAUAAGGAAGCUUGCGGUGGAUUCAGUCAAGACGAUUGAAGAUUCUGAAAGGCUGAAACUUGGAUUGGGAACACUCCUCGAAGCAUUCCCUGGCAUCGUUUCUCUUACUCUGAGUCAUGUGACUUGGUCAAACAUCAAAAGAUAUUUCCAACGCGAAGGUCUAGUACAUAUGAAGGGAGCAGAUACUACCCUGAAGCAGAUAACAGCACGUGUUCAGACGUCAGAUUAUGCUGACGUUUCGUUCAUCAGGUAUAUACUCCAUAACUGUAAAGGUUUGACAGAUGUGAGACUGGUGAUGCAUCAAGACACAGAUCCUAGAGUAAGAGAUUUAUUGAUCUCUGCGUGCACGAUGAGUAACCAAAGAGUGAGAUGGAGGUGGGGAACGUGGGCUGAAGGAGGUGAAGACAUUUGGGUAUCCAAUGGCACCUAAGGAAUAAAAGUUCAAGCCAGAAUCUUGAAUUUCUUCUGUAUAUACUUGUGAUGGUACUGAUAACCAAGAAUCUAGUUUGAUCUGUAUUUUGUGUUCUGUACUGAAUCUUGUAAGGGUUUCAUAUAGAGUUUGUAUUAUUGUAUACAAAUAUAGAUAGCAAGUGACCAUGUAAUAACUAACGAUAUUCAAAAGACCUGGACCGAAUCAUGUUAUAUGGUUAUUUUUGUUACAAAUA
Molecule: messenger RNA, 1602 nt
Organism: Raphanus sativus (radish)
Lineage: Eukaryota; Viridiplantae; Streptophyta; Magnoliopsida; Brassicales; Brassicaceae
Product: F-box/LRR-repeat protein At4g29420-like
Exons: 2
Coding region: 30-1367 (445 amino acids)
Molecular function (GO): protein binding
Source: RefSeq, a predicted model, not a curated record